This is a messenger RNA of Saccostrea cuccullata (small rock oyster), 412 nucleotides long. RefSeq names its product jmjC domain-containing protein 8-like. The record is from RefSeq and is a predicted model, not a curated record. The transcript is spliced from 3 exons. The annotation marks the transcript as partial. NCBI's taxonomy places the organism in Eukaryota, Metazoa, Mollusca, Bivalvia, Ostreida, Ostreidae.
UAUGUGGACAAUACUUAAUUUACUUAAUUAAUGACUCUUCAUUAUAAAUUUCAGGAUGGGGUGGAUGACAGUAUUUUCUUUCUGGGGGCGUCCAGUAGCGGAGUGUCCUUCCACAAACACGCUGACGCAUGGAAUAGGGUCAUAUACGGACAGAAGCGGUGGUUCCUCUUCCCCUCCACCCACACCCCACCGGGAGGAGUGUACCCAGGCUUUACCCAGAUGGAGUGGUAUGACAGGAUUUACCCCUCCUUGUCGGGGGAGGAUCUACCCAUGGAGUGUGUCCAAGAGGCGGGGGAAAUACUGUACCUGCCAGAGGGGACCUACCAUGGUACAAUUAACCUUGGAGACACAGUAGCUAUUGGAAUUCAGAAGAAAGAGGCUUCCAUAGAGACAGAAAAACUAUUUUACAAAG